Messenger RNA from Aspergillus steynii IBT 23096, 1488 nucleotides. RefSeq lists its product as uncharacterized. Gene Ontology annotation, molecular function: dipeptidyl-peptidase activity. The record is from RefSeq and is a predicted model, not a curated record. The coding region runs from base 1 to 1488 and encodes 495 amino acids. The transcript is spliced from 4 exons. NCBI's taxonomy places the organism in Eukaryota, Fungi, Ascomycota, Eurotiomycetes, Eurotiales, Aspergillaceae. Gene Ontology annotation, cellular component: cytoplasm.
AUGCCUCCCACCAAGACCACCCCCACUCCAAUCCACCAACUCACCAUAAACCCAAUCUUCAACACCCUCUCACCACGCGAACAGCUCUACGCACACCAUCUCGCGCGCAGCAUGGCAUGGCACGGAAGCAGAAUUAUCAUGCGCCAAGUAUCGCCCGAAAGCCCUGACAUCGUCGACUUCAUCAUGGACCUGUAUCAUGCGUGUGACGGGAACUGGGAUACUUUGACAAUCCAGUGUAAUGUCACGUCUCAAGAGGUUGUAUGUUUUUUGGAGUAUGCUGCGGCUUUUCUAUGUAAUUUGGGGAAUUAUUAUGGAGAGGGUGAUCAGAAGUUUGUUCCUGAGUUGAGCGUCGAGGCGCUUGAGCGGAUUGCAAGUAUUUCCUCGAAGACUAGGGAUGGUUUGAAGAGAAUUAUAGGGCCAUUGUUAGCUGUUCCGCGGUAUUAUCCUAGCUCGGAGCCUAUUUCUCAAGAAGAGAUUGAUAUGGUGUCGGAGGUUAUGAGAAAGCACUCCAUUGGACCAGAGAACACUCGGAUUCAGAAACUGGUCGACGCUGGUAAACCCGUCUAUCAGGUGCUGCAAGCCUCCGUGGAAACUGGCUUACGCGAACUCGCGGAUGGGGUAUUUCUCAUCCGAGGCGAUCACUCCGAGGAAUUGUCUAAGGUUUGCACCGUUUUAGCAAAAGCAAAAGAGUACGCAGUGAACAAAAAGCAGAGUCAGGUAUUGGACUGUUAUGUCGAAUGCUUUCGCACGGGCAGCUUAGAAGCAUUCCAGGAGUCGAAGAAAAUAUGGGUGACGGACAAAUCUGCAAGAGUGGAGCACUUGAUUGGGUUCGUCGAAGCAUACCGUGAUCCAGCCGGCAUUAGAGCAGAGUGGGAAGCUAUGGUUGGAAUCGCUGAUCCGAAUGAGACGGCGAGGUUGAAGCUGUUUGUCGAACAUUCAACUGCUUUUAUACGACAGCUCCCAUGGGCAGUUGAGGGCGUGAAUGAUGGGAAAGGACCAUUCGAGAAGGAUCUCUUCGAGGCUCCAGAUUCACAAGUGUUCAUGGUUAACUCCCACCUAUCCCCAUCCCAUGGAGCCCAACUAACUAGCCAGUACGAAUCCAUCCGAGAAGCCUGCGGCUUCAAGAACAUCGUCCUGGCGAAUCGUCUCAGCGCCAACAAUAACACCAGCCAACCACCCUGGAUCGACCUGUCACAGCUGAACCACUUCAAGCGCACCUCGCACAUCGUCCGAUUCCUCACCACGGCGAUCCACGAGCUGUUAGGCCACGGAACGGGGAAACUUCUGAGUGAAACAGAACCAGGAGUCUAUAACUUCGACAAACAGAACCCGCCCAUCAGUCCGCUGACUGGGAAGGCUAUAACCUCGCACUACCGCCCAGGUCAGACGUGGACAAGCGUGUUCGGGAAGUUGGCGGGAACUGUAGAGGAGUAUCGUGCAAUCUUGAUUUCAGAGUAUCUGAUGGAUAAUAAGGAGUUGUUGGGUUAG